Molecule: messenger RNA, 608 nt
Organism: Microtus oregoni (creeping vole)
Lineage: Eukaryota; Metazoa; Chordata; Mammalia; Rodentia; Cricetidae
Gene: Fam162b
Product: family with sequence similarity 162 member B
Exons: 4
Coding region: 1-474 (157 amino acids)
Source: RefSeq, a predicted model, not a curated record
AUGCUCUGGGUCCGCGGCAGCGUCCUGCGCUGGGGCUUGGAGUUCACCGUCCGCCGCGCCCGUCAAACUGUCCCGAGUUGGCCGGGAUGGGGUCCCCGGGCCGCGAGUCACCCCUGUAGCUCCAGUAGCCAGAACCCCAGAGGUUCUGAGCCCCCAGAGAAGGUUCACAGGAUCCCCGCCCAGUACAAGCCUUCGCAAUUCGACAAGAAAAUCCUGCUGUGGACCGGGCGUUUCAAAUCCAUAGAUGAGAUCCCGCCCCUAGUACCGCCUGAAAUGAUAGAUGUUGCCAGGAACAAAGCUAGAGUGAAAACUUGUUACAUAAUGAUCGGGCUCACAAUCGUUGCCUGCUUUGCUGUGAUUGUAUCUGCCAAAAGGGCUGUAGAACGACAUGAGUCCUUAACAAGUUGGAAUCUGGCAAAGAAAGCCAAGUGGCGUGAAGAAGCUGCACUGGCUGCACAGGCUAAGGCUAAAUGAUGCUAAAGUGUCAAAGUACUCACUCAGAAGCCAUUACUAUUAUUAGCAAUAAUAAAAGAUUGAUAAAAUAUUUGCUAUGGUUUUAUUUUGGUAACAAAAACACUAAAAUCUUCUUAAUGUUGUAGUAAACAUUU